AACUUUUUUUGUGUGUAGUUACUCUUUUCAUGACUAUUUACAUUUCCAGCUCGGCGAGUCAAGAAAGACGGGAUGUUAUGACUGAACUUUAGCUCGUUUAUAGCCUAACUGUAUGGUUGCUAUGGUACCUCAAUGUAAAGAUAUAGAACAAUAUAGACAUAGAGAGCACAGCUGUUGUAGUUUUGAAGAGAAUGAAUUACAAAUGUAAUAGACUGAAAACCAGAGCUGAGUGAGUGAGCAAAGGCCGAGGAACUGAUGAGGACUUACUAAUGGAAAUGGAUGAUAAUGACCUACAGACGUCUUGCUGUGCUACAAGAUGGUCACAGCAACUGUCGGGCCUUCCACACAAGCUCCUGCAGCGCCUGAUGCCUUUCCAACGCGAGGGAGUGGAGUUUGCUUUGUCUAAGGAUGGACGAUGUAUGAUUGCUGAUGAGAUGGGUCUUGGGAAGACGGUGCAGGCCAUCGCGGUGGCAUACGCCUUCAGGAAGGAGUGGCCCCUCCUGGUGGUGGUGCCCUCGUCCCUGAAGUAUCCCUGGAUCGAGGAGCUGGAGAGGUGGAUCCCCGAGCUGCAGCCCGGAGACAUCAACCUGGUGGAGAACAAGAGUCACACCAUGGGCAUCAGCAGCAGUAAAGUGACCGUGCUGGGUUACGGCCUGCUCACCACAGACGCACGCCCCCUGGUGGAGGCUCUGAGCAGGCAGCGGUUCGCCGUAGUGGUGGUCGAUGAGUCGCACUACCUCAAAUCCAGGAACGCAGCGCGGACCAAGAUUCUGGUGCCGCUCAUUCAGAGCGCCAAGAGGGCCGUCCUGCUCACCGGCACCCCUGCACUCGGACGGCCUGAGGAGCUUUUCAUGCAGAUUGAUGCCCUCUACCCCAAGAAGUUUGGAACCUGGACUGACUACGCCAAGAAACACUGUAAUGCCCAUUACAGGUACUUUGGGUCUCGACGGCUGUGGGACUGUCGCGGAGCGUCCAACCUGGAGGAGCUGCACCAGCGGCUGAGCGGGAUCAUGAUCCGGCGCCUCAAGGCCGAGGUGCUGACUCAGCUGCCGCCCAAAAUCCGCCAGCGUAUCCCCUUUGACCUGCCGAAGGAGGCCGCAAAGGAGGCCUCAGCCAGCUUCGCCGAGUGGGAGAGGCUGAUGAAGGGACUGGGGUCGGGGGCCCUCGCCGUGGACAACCCCUUCACUCAGGUCAUGGGCCUGGUCACACAGAUGUACAAGCAAACCGCCAUCGCCAAGGCAGGAGCAGUGAAGGACUACAUUAAGAUGAUGCUGGAGGCAGAGCAGCUGAAGUUCCUGGUGUUCGCCCACCACCUCACCAUGCUGCAGGCCUGCACGGAGGCCGUCAUCGAGGCCAAGGUUGGUUAUAUCCGAAUAGACGGAAGUGUCCCGUCCUCUGAGCGAAUCCAGUUGGUCAACAAAUUCCAGAGUGACCCCGAGACACGAGUGGCCGUCCUCAGCAUCCAGGCAGCCGGUCAGGGUUUGACCCUCACCGCUGCCAGCCACGUGGUGUUUGCUGAGCUCUACUGGAACCCGGGCCACAUUAAGCAGGCUGAAGAUCGCGCCCACCGCAUCGGACAAACGACCUCGGUCAACGUGCACUACCUCAUCGCCAAGGGCACCUUCGACACCGUCAUGUGGUCCAUGCUCAACAGGAAGGAAACGGUGACGGGCAGCACCCUGAACGGCAGGAAGGAGUACCUAAAGGCCGACGAGGGCGACAAGGACAAGUGGGAGUUCCUCAACUUUGCCGACGCGUGGACGCCGAGCGAGCGGGCGCUGCCGCUGGAGGGGAACUCAGGAAAUGUCAAAGAGGACUUGUUCUUCACUCAUUUUGAAAAAGAGAAGCAGCACGACAUUCGCGCCUUCUUCUCCCCGAGCGCCGGCAAAGAGAAGAAGAGGAAGAGAACAGAAGAUGAAGGAACAUCUCCUCGCGUCCCCUCGGAGACGAGCGGCACCGGAACGAACCCGGAGAGAGGACAGGAAGUGAAAGAAAAGCUCUGCUCGCAAACUGGAGACGCGGCCGACGUGGACUUCUCGCCUCAGGUGAAGAGGCUCCGGACGCCACAGCCGAGCCCGAGCCCCAGGUCUCGAUUUGGCGGGAAGAGGAGGUCGAUGGGCUCCAGCAGCAGCCCCAGUGCGGUGUCGAUUAUCGCCCCGAGGACGCUCGCCAAGCCAGACCGCCGCAAUGCUGAGCCGUGGAGCUGCGGGGCCUGCACCUACUCCAACAGCAGCCUGUUGCCUUACUGCGAGAUGUGUGAAUUCCCGUGCUCGCCUUCUGCUGUCAUGUCAGAGCCACCCAGGCCUCGGCAACCCCCCUCCUCAUCAGAGCCGGACCGGGCAUGCGUCGUCCUCUCCAGCUCCGACAGCGAGCCGGAGCUCAGCCGGGGACAAGCCCACCAGCAUCCGAAGUCGCGCAAAGACAAACAGAGCGGGCAGGAGGAGGAGGAGGAGGAGGAGGAGGAGGAGGAGGAGGAGGAGGAGGAGGAGGAGAGGGAAGACAAACAGAAACUCGGAGAAGCAGAGGAGGAGGACGACAAGCAGCAGCUCAAAGGCAAACAAUCAGCAGGAGAGCGAGGCGACAAUGGCGCCGGCGCUGGCGCUGGCGGCCGCCUCCCCCCUGACCACACACAGGACCGGAGAGCUGCGGAUGCAAAUGACGAUGAUGAGGGCAAUGAUGGAGAAGAAGCCAGCGCCGCCCAUCCCAUCUACCCGAGCCUGCAGUUCUGCGCCAGCCAGUACACAGACCGAAUAUAUCUGUACUCAAAGGACGCAACGCCGCUGAACUUGAGCUUCGUCCCUCUGGACAUCAAACUAACCAACUGGGACGACCUGCCGGAGGCCUUCAGCCGGCGUCGGGAAAAUCGAAUACAGGUCCUGAGGUUCGUUCAGGAGUGGAGCAGCCUGGCAGCCAUGAAGCAGAAACUGCUCCGACGCAGCGGCCUCCUCUUCCACAGCCCAACUCUUGGCCUGCAGCAGCUGGCCGCCGCCCAGCGCCCUCACUCGAGCACCAAGAGGUACCUCAGUAAGGACGAUGUGGCUGAGGCCUCUCUGGACAAGGCCCAGCGGGAGGGGGGCAGCGUGCGACUGGUCACCAAGGAAAACUUCUUUGCAAAGAGGAGAUCUGCCGCGUCUGCGACACCACCUGCUUCAGAGAGGCAGGACGAGGCAGUGGAAGAGCAGCCGCCGUCAGAGUCCGGCUUCCUGCAGGCAGUGGACAGUGAGGGUGUCCCUAUGUGUCUGUCCUGCCAAAAGGCCUGCUCUACCACCGGCGGGGCCUGGGACACUAGAUUCUGCAGCCACAGGUGCCAGGAGGAGUUCCAGUUGCGCUCCAGCCAGACCUACAUGCGCGCGAGGGUGCUGGAGGUCGAGCAGGGUAUCUGUCAGCAAUGCGGCCUCGGCGCCCACGACCUGUUCCUGAAGAUCCGCGACGCCCCGCCCUCCCAGCGCAAGGAGAUGCUGGAGAACACUUGGCUCGCCCAGCUGACACUCAAACAGCUGAACGAGAUGAUCCGCGCUCCGGUCGAAGGGGAUUUCUGGCAGGUGGACCACAUCCGCCCGGUCUACGGCGGAGGAGGACAGUGCUCUCUGGACAACCUGCAGACGCUGUGCACCGUCUGCCACAAAGCCAGGACGGCGCAGCAAGCCAAAGAGCGGAGCCAGAUGAGGAAGAGUGUUGCAGCCGCCAAGGUUGCGUCAGACAUCAGCAGGUUCUUCAUCAAGAAGUGAGAGAGAGGUUAGGAAGGGUUUUGUUUAAUUCCUGAAUCAGAGUAAAAAAAACAAAAAAAAAAACGUAGAAGUGAGUGCUGCACUAGGUCAAAACAAAUAAAUAAAUAUAGAAAAAUCAGGUGCUCUUCAGGAGUGUUGGUGCUGAUUUCUAACGAGAAGCAUCAUGAUUACUCACUGUCAAAAACUCACAUUCACAUAUUAGAAACGCCGUUCAAUCUGCACGAGAAGGAUCAAAUGUGCAGAAAUCUCUCCCCCCUCCGAUGACAUCAUGGGAAACCUGCAUCAUCCCCGUUGCAGAUAUACUUUUCUUUUCUUUUUUAACAUAGAUUUAUAUUGAUUUUUCACCAUUACAAAGAUCAUUUAACACCCUUAGUGCUCUGACAUUCACAGCAGUAACAAUAGGAAUAAAUAGAAUAAAUUACAAAUUAAAUUAAAUCAGGAACAGAAAGAAAAAACCAACACAAAACAAGAAAAACUGACACUUUACAUUUAAAAAAACAGCGACCGCUGCAUCAAAUGCAAAUUCAGCCCCCCCCCCCUCCUUUUCUCGUCCCCGAAACGUCACAAGUGCGGGUAGUUAUGAUUUAUGACGCUCCCAUUUUUUCGCUGGAGGCUGAAAUGGAGCAGGUUGUUUUUGGAGAGAGUUGCGGCUAUUUUGAGAUUUUUGCAAACUUAGUGAAACGUAGCAGCUGAGAGAAGAAUUAGGGAGCUUUGUGAUUGAACUCCUCAUUGGUCGCCCUCAACAAGUGGAGGAUUGUAAAUCUUCCUUCUUGGAAGAUUGGAUGAACGCUCCACGGUGAAAUAAAAAAAAAACUAUUUUCA
Molecule: messenger RNA, 4550 nt
Organism: Labrus mixtus (cuckoo wrasse)
Lineage: Eukaryota; Metazoa; Chordata; Actinopteri; Labriformes; Labridae
Gene: zranb3
Product: zinc finger, RAN-binding domain containing 3
Exons: 22
Coding region: 270-3728 (1152 amino acids)
Biological process (GO): DNA repair; replication fork processing
Cellular component (GO): nuclear replication fork
Molecular function (GO): ATP-dependent chromatin remodeler activity; nucleic acid binding; ATP binding
Source: RefSeq, a predicted model, not a curated record